AUGUCGUCGCCGAGAUCCCCGAGGCUGACUAAGCGGACGGUGGCUGAAGCCUUUCACCAGCGGUCGGCGGGCCUUCACGCAACCACUUACAAAUUAUUACCUUGGGAUUUACCGCUCGGUGUACUUUAUAUAGUUCCGAAGGCUGAAUAUCCGGCUGAAGAGGCAUAA
Molecule: messenger RNA, 168 nt
Organism: Gloeophyllum trabeum ATCC 11539
Lineage: Eukaryota; Fungi; Basidiomycota; Agaricomycetes; Gloeophyllales; Gloeophyllaceae
Exons: 2
Coding region: 1-168 (55 amino acids)
Source: RefSeq, a predicted model, not a curated record